This is a messenger RNA of Rhagoletis zephyria (snowberry fruit fly), 1345 nucleotides long. Its product is annotated as multidrug resistance protein homolog 49-like. Gene Ontology annotation, biological process: transmembrane transport. The record is from RefSeq and is a predicted model, not a curated record. Gene Ontology annotation, molecular function: ATP binding; ATP hydrolysis activity; ABC-type transporter activity. Gene Ontology annotation, cellular component: plasma membrane. NCBI's taxonomy places the organism in Eukaryota, Metazoa, Arthropoda, Insecta, Diptera, Tephritidae.
AUGUUUGCACUGCGACUGAUGCGGGAGAUCAAGAAGAGGUACUUUGCCUCCAUUCUCAAGCAGGAGAUUGCCUGGUUUGACACGCAGAACUCCGGCGAGUUUGCCUCACGAAUUUCAAGUGACUUUAAAAAGUUUGAAUCAGGCAUCAAUGAAAAUCUAGGCCUGCUGAUCUACAACAUCUCCUGUUCACUGCAAAAUGUGGUCAUCGGGCUUGUUUUUGGCUGGAAGCUCUCACUGGUGAUCAUCGCCAUGUCGCCCAUCAUUGCCGUCUCCUCUUUUGGUAUGACUUGGCUUCAAUCCCGGUACAUGCAGCGAGAACUGCAGGCCUACUCAAUUGCCAGCUCAGUGGCGGAGGAGGCCAUCAGCGCCAUUCGAACCGUCUUCGCCUUUGGCGGGCAGGCCAAGGAACGCGGACGCUACGAGCGCCUGCUGAAGCCGGCAAUGAAGAACGCCUACAAGCGAAACCUCUUCACCGGCAUCGGCACCAGCAUGAACUGGCUGACGCUGUACAGCAGCAUCGGCCUGGGCAUCUGGUACGGCGUCAAGCUGAUCAUCACCGAGGACUACGAUCUGGAGAACGUCGUCGUCGUCUUCUGGUCGAUCAUCACCGCGGGCACGCACGUCGGCUACGCCAGCCCCUACCUGGAAUCGUUUCAGACGGGCCGCAUUGCCGCUCGCUCCAUCUACGACGUCAUCGAGCGACGGUCGUUGAUCGACUCGGCCGCUGAGACGGGCAGCGCCCUGGGCGCCAACUUUCACACCAACAUCGACCUGCGGAACGUCCACUUUGCCUAUCCCACCCGCUCCGACGUGAGCAUCCUCAACGGCCUACACCUGAGCAUCAAGGCGGGCGAGACGGUGGCGCUGGUCGGCUCCAGCGGCUGCGGCAAGAGCACCAUCAUUCAGCUGAUUCAACGCUUCUACGAGCCAGGCGCCGGUGAGGUGCUGCUGGACGGCGUCAACCUGCGCAAGCUGAACGUCGGCUGGCUCCGCCAGCAGAUCGGCGUCGUCGGCCAGGAGCCCAUUCUCUUUGACGCCUCCAUCGAGGAGAACAUUCGCUUGGGGGCGCCCGUGGAGUUGAUGGCCUCCAUCACCCACGAGGACGUCGUCCAGGCGAGCGUGGAAGCAAAUGCCCAUGACUUUAUCAGCGGCCUGCAGGAUGGCUACAACACCUACGUGGGUGACCGCGGUGCUCAGCUGUCGGGUGGUCAGAAGCAGCGGAUUGCCAUCGCUCGAGCGCUGAUCUCCAAACCUCGAAUCCUCCUGCUUGAUGAAGCCACCUCGGCGCUUGACCUGCAGUCGGAGGGCGUCGUCCAGGCGGCGCUGGACCGGGCGAGCAAGGGCC